Tupaia belangeri chinensis (Chinese tree shrew) is the source of this 1997-nucleotide messenger RNA. RefSeq names its product tripartite motif containing 63 (gene TRIM63). Bases 120 to 1184 code for a protein of 354 amino acids. The transcript has 9 exons. Lineage: Eukaryota; Metazoa; Chordata; Mammalia; Scandentia; Tupaiidae. Gene Ontology annotation, molecular function: zinc ion binding. The record is from RefSeq and is a predicted model, not a curated record.
CGGGCAAGGGCGGCGGAGAGCGAGCAGGUGUUCUGUGACUAGGGCAAGCCCCAGGUCCACGCGAGGAAGCAGACGAAGCAGCGGCCAGGCGGCCCCCGCAGCCCGGCAGCCCCUGCAACAUGGAUUACAAGUCCGGCCUGAUCCAGGAUGGCAGCGCCAUGGAGAACCUGGAGAAGCAGCUGAUCUGCCCCAUCUGCCUGGAGAUGUUCACCAAGCCCGUGGUCAUCCUGCCGUGCCAGCACAACCUCUGCCGGAAGUGUGCCAACGACACCUUCCAGGCUGCAAACCCCUACUGGGCCACCCGGGGUGGCUCGGUGUCCAUGUCCGGAGGCCGUUUCCGCUGUCCCUCCUGCCGCCACGAGGUGGUCAUGGACCGGCACGGGGUGUACGGGCUGCAGAGGAACCUGCUCGUGGAGAACAUCAUCGACAUCUGCAAGCAGGAGUGCUCCAGUCGGCCCCUGCAGAAGGGCACCCACCCCAUGUGCAAGGAGCACGAAGAUGAGAAAAUCAACAUCUACUGCCUCACGUGCGAGGUGCCCACGUGCUCCAUGUGCAAGGUGUUCGGGGCCCACCAGGCCUGCGAAGUGGCCCCCCUGCAGAGCGUCUUCCAGGGACAGAAGACCGAGCUGAGUAACUGUAUCUCCAUGCUGGUGGCGGGCAAUGACCGCGUGCAGACAAUCAUCACUCAGCUGGAGGACUCCUGCCGCCUGACCAAGGAGAACAGUCACCAGGUGAAAGAAGAGCUGAGCCGGAAGUUCGACGUGCUGUACGCCAUCCUGGACGAGAAGAAGAGCGAGCUGCUGCAGCAGAUCACCCAGGAGCAGGAGGAGAAGCUGAGCUUCGUCGAGGCCCUCAUCCAGCAAUACCGGGAGCAGCUCGACAAGUCCACCGCGCUGGUGCAGACGGCCAUCCAGUCGCUGGACGAGCCCGGGGGCGCCACCUUCCUCCUGAGUGCCAAGCAACUCAUCAAAAGCAUCGUGGAAGCAUCCAAAGGUUGCCACCUGGGGAAGACAGAGCAGGGCUUUGAAAACAUGGACUACUUCACGCUGGACCUGGAGCACGUCGCAGACACCCUGAGGGCCAUCGACUUUGGGACAGGUGAGGAAGAGGAAGAGUUCACAGAAGAAGAGGAAAAUCAGGAAGAGGAGGAGCCCGCAGAAGGGCAGGAAGAAGGACACCAGUAAGGAGCUGCGUGACCAAGCAACCCUCUGGAUGAAGAGAAAGGGGAGGGUGGGGAUGGGCCCAGCUGUCUUGAGACAGGCCCAGGGUGGGAGGGGUCGGGCCCCGGAGGGGAAUGGGAAGGCGGGUCUUCUGUGCUCAGAGCACAGGGACUGGGGUGGGAUCCCCACCACCGCGUCCAGCAGCCACUGAACCAGAAUCAGAAACAUGCUUGAGACAGUCACACCGGACACUUUUCUACCUGGUGCAAAAUGCAAUAUUUUGUACAUUUUUAAAAUGUGAUUUUUUUUUGUAUAUACUUGUAUAUGUAUGCCAAUUUGGUGCUUUUUGUAAAAGAAUUUUUGUAUGACAAUGCCUCCUCAUUGUGCGAACCCGCUGCCACGGUGGAAGGAAGCGCUUUCCCUGGAGCACUCAGGGCCUAGGAGGGAUGAUGUGCUGUACUCCGUGCCUCACCACACACGGGCACGUGAUGUUCCAUGUUGCUUUAAUAAAGGCACAGCGCUCUCUUCCUGUAGUCAGAGGACCCGGAGUUUCAUUCGGCCUCUUCUCCCGGAGAGAAGAGGUCAGGCGAGGGGAAGGUACACAGAAGGCUUUCAAAGCAGCAGCUCCCAGCCUCACUGGCCUUCAGGUGAUCCUCAGAUAAGAGGUCCGGUGUGGGCUUGCUCCUGGGGCUCCGGAAUGCAGAGUCUACGCUCAGGGUAUAACCCCGGGACAGACAGGAACAUGGAAACAGGAAGGAAAAUACAAGGUGGUGUUCAAAAACAAAAGCGAUGACAAUUUAGUUUAAGGAGUUUUGAUUUAUUUUUCUUUUUCUUUUU